Peronospora matthiolae is the source of this 1155-nucleotide messenger RNA. NCBI's taxonomy places the organism in Eukaryota, Oomycota, Peronosporomycetes, Peronosporales, Peronosporaceae. The record is from the annotation of a GenBank genome assembly.
AUGACCCCGACCCAGCGUCUGGUGCUCCUCUCCGCCCUCUUUGCCUACGCUUGCCACACCGGACGCAGUCUCCGUCAACAGCACAGUCUAUCCCAGCGCAGCAGCCCUCGUCUCCACUGGUCAAAUGUUCUGCGGGCCGCUCUCAAGUACACGUGGAUCGGGCAGCUCAUUGCCAGCUCCGAGUACCUCUUGUGUCUCCUGAAGCCGUUCCUGGCAGCGAGGAUCGGUCGGCUGGUACUAUGGACACCUCGUGGUUGCUGCACCAAUCGUCGCUACGGAGUCCACGAACGCCACCGACUCGACGUCUACGGGGUACAGGAAGGAGCUGUCAAGCCUGUGCUGGUCUUCAUCCAUGGGGGAGCGUGGUCCUAUGGCCACAAGUGGCAGUACGCUCUCGUGGGACAGUAUCUCGCCACGCAAGGGCUUUUGGUGGCUGUUGUGAACUACAGGACGUUUUCCCAUGGCUCCGUGGUGGAGAUGGUCGAGGACGUGGAGAAUGCCGUUUUCUGGGUUGCAGAGAACUGUCGUAAGCUUGGUGGUGAUCGCAAUAAGCUUUUCUUGAGCGGACACUCUUCGGGUGGACAUGUCGGAGCUUUGGCUUUGGUCAACUCAGCCCUCCGUCUUGCCAGCAAUGACACAAAGACUGCAAAGGAAAAGGAGCUGACGAGCUACGUGUGCGGAUUCAUUGGCCUCGCGGCGCCGUAUGACAUCUCUGAUCAUUACAUCUUCGAGAGCCAACGCAUCGUGGGACCGUUUAAUGGAGUGCAUGAAAUCUCAUCCAUGAAGCCUGCUAUGCUUGGCAUGGAUAAUUUCAAGAAAUACAGUCCGACAGCGCUCGUCGAAGAAGCCAGACACACAGCCUUUUCUCUUCCCCCGUUCUACCUCGUACAUGGAGGAAAUGACACGGUUGUUCCCCCGAGCUCGUCGAUAAAGCUUGCGGAUGCUCUGAGUAUAGCGGGUCAAACUGCUGAAUACUAUGAAGUGGGCGAUUGCACUCAUGAGGACGUGGUGUUUGCAAUAAUGGGGGAGAACGUAAACUGCCGCGCGGCUGUGGUCAAAACGCUGAAGCGAAUCAUGUUGGCAGAGCCGGUAGGUUCAGCAGAUGCGCUGCUCCCGGCUUUGACAUCACCGCUGCCGCUCCCACCGAAAACAUGA